This is a messenger RNA of Emericellopsis atlantica, 699 nucleotides long. RefSeq lists its product as uncharacterized. NCBI's taxonomy places the organism in Eukaryota, Fungi, Ascomycota, Sordariomycetes, Hypocreales, Bionectriaceae. Bases 1 to 699 code for a protein of 232 amino acids. The transcript has a single exon. The record is from RefSeq and is a predicted model, not a curated record.
AUGAAGUUUAUCAACGUCCUCGGUCUCGCCUCUUUGGCUUUGGCUGCUCCCAGCAAGCUUGCCGCUCGUCAAAAGACGGCUGCCGCCAACAUGCCACAGCCAGCCGCUGGUAAUAUGCAACAGCCUGCUCCUGGCAACAUGCAACAGACUGCUAUUGGCAAUCUCCAAGACAUGGCGGACAACUUGCCUGAGAUAUCGCCCGCAUUGAAGGGAUUGGUGGAUAAGGCUGCCGAGUCGGAAAACACCGUGAAGAAAGCGGUUGACAAUGCCGCGAGCGCCGGCGGGGACCCCGAGGCUCUCAAGGGCGCCUACGAGAUGAUACGCCAGGCUUUGCAGGCUGGCAGCGACGCCAUCAAGAAGUCUACCACUGGUGGCACGUCAGGCGUCACCGAGAAUGCCACAGGCCUCACUCAGGAGGAGGUAGAUCUGCUCGAGAAGGUUGUUACCACCACCAAGGACAACAUUACGAGCUUCCAGGACAUAAUCGGACGCACUGACACCAACCCCCUGCCCCCUAUGAUGGAGGAUGUUCAGGGGGACGUUGACGCUGUCAAGGAUGCAGCUGAGAGUUUUGUUGGCACGAUUGUCGAAUUCGCGGACGCUGUCAGCAAGUCUUCUGCCAGUGACACCGUGGAUGUUACUGGCCUCAAGACCGCUACGCAGGGGCUGCGCAAUGCUUUGGAGAACUUCAUCAAUUAG